UGUGGACGCACAUUGGAUAAAAGGGCCGACGUCACUUCCUUCUAUCUCUUUGGCCGCCGCCAUAGUCGCGAGGAUUGUGGACCAAAAUGUCGUCCCACAAGACUUUCAGGAUCAAGCGCUUCCUUGCCAAGAAGCAGAAACAGAACAGGCCCAUUCCACAGUGGAUCAGAAUGAAGACUGGAAAUAAGAUCAGGUACAAUUCCAAGAGGAGACACUGGAGAAGGACCAAGCUUGGCCUGUAAACGUGGGGGUCCCUGGACCCCAGCAUCCCAACAUCUGCCAGAACCUCCAGCUGCGGAGCCUGACCCUUUGGAGGGAGCCAUGUUAUCUGGAGCAGCAGUUUUUGUUUGUACAGAUACUAUGGUUCUGCUCAUGUUUGACAAUAAAAGAUCUUUGAUCAAACUUUA
Molecule: messenger RNA, 407 nt
Organism: Pseudoliparis swirei
Lineage: Eukaryota; Metazoa; Chordata; Actinopteri; Perciformes; Liparidae
Gene: rpl39
Product: ribosomal protein L39
Exons: 3
Coding region: 87-242 (51 amino acids)
Biological process (GO): translation
Cellular component (GO): cytosolic large ribosomal subunit; ribosome
Molecular function (GO): structural constituent of ribosome
Source: RefSeq, a predicted model, not a curated record